Brassica napus (rape) is the source of this 1273-nucleotide messenger RNA. RefSeq lists its product as uncharacterized. The record is from RefSeq and is a predicted model, not a curated record. The transcript is spliced from 2 exons. The coding region runs from base 239 to 1273 and encodes 344 amino acids. Lineage: Eukaryota; Viridiplantae; Streptophyta; Magnoliopsida; Brassicales; Brassicaceae.
UCUAUGAGAGGAACGGGGAUCGAUGGCUCAUACCGCAUGGCGCCAAAGAAGGGCAUGGCUAUAAUUCAGGGGUACACUUCACAUCCUAAGACAUGGUUCGAGCGCUUUUUCUUUGUCCGGAAAGAUGGGGAGUCUGUCGAGGAGAGCUACCUCCACCUAUUCCAUCGGGAGUGGAACUUCACCCGUGGUAAUACGAAUAGCUAUUUUUUUCAUUUUGAUACCUUGAAAACAUGCGAAGAUGAUUUUUGUUUUUAAUUAUCAUGCAGUGAACAGGAUCCUUCCGCUGACUCCUGCCGAUCUUUUUGCCAAGCGAGAUCUUCUCCGCGGCAGGCCGUUCUUCUGGAAUUCCUUCACCGUUGAACGGAUUCGAAGCGCGGUGGAGCUCCAUCGAUCUCGAGCCGUCUCUCAGCCUCUUGACGCUCCGUAUGACGUAGAACCGGUCAUUGAUGUCUUGCCUGCUCAGAGGCAGAGAACCAUGUCUCGGAAAGGCAAGGGAGUUACCUCUGAGAACGUCUUGGGAAACCCUCCGCUGCCAGAAUGGAACCCUAGUUUCUCCCUAGGGGAAAGGAGUGGAACCAGCGAGGUUCCCCCUCCCAGCGACUUUUUUGCCGACCUCCCUCCCGGUUUUACUACUCAUGAGUCGCUGGACGAAGAGUCGAGGAGGAAAGUAGUCGCCGAAGGCUCCAGCUUAAUCAACGAGGGGAUGAGGGUGUUCAAUGCGGCGCUCGACGGAAGUUUCCGGGAGUCGCGUAUCUCUCACUUCAAAGCCGAGGAGGCUGAAAGAGAACUCUUUCGGUUUCAGAAGGAGGUCGAAGAACAGAGCCGGAGACAGGCUGAGCUCCAUUCUCGGGCCCUUGUCCGUGCGGAGAGGAGAGGAAAGAGAGCGAUUGUCGCCGAAAUAAAGCGGAGGGCCGCUUUGUUUGCCACCGAAUUCGAGAGCUUUAAGGAUGCUCAAGAAUUCGUGGGCGAUUUUCGCGAGUGCUGUGGCUCGGUUGCUACCCUCUACAAGUCGCAGAACGAGGACUUAUCUUUUCCUGCCGAGGUCGCUGAGAUGUCGGGUCUUAUGAACGGGUGUGCCCAUGCCGAAUCCUUGGUUCCUCCGGUCGAAAGAAGGGUCCGACAGCUUUGGGAUUCCAUCGAGGUCUCGGAGGUCACGGCGGAAGCGGGAACCGGUGUUGGUGAUGAAGGUGCCAGAGUCGCGGACGGAGAGGUGGACCAGCCUGCGAGCUCGUUCAGGGUCUCCAUGUCCGGGUUCUUCGACUUUGAGGUUUGA